AGAGACAGAGCGUGACGGAGGGAAGAUGAGGGGAAAGAUUUUCAUGUAUUUCAAUGUUAAGGGUCUUUGGUCUGCCGCCGACACCGUGAAAGAAUGAGAAUCUGGAAUAAGAGCAGGAGAUCAAUACCCACCCAACUGCUUCCCCUCCCCUAGAAGAAGAAUUCCGGAGGCUGCAGAAGCCUCCCCACUUUGUUUCUCCGCAAGGAAGCUUCCUUCCUCUCUUCCCUCCUCGACUCUGCUUCAGGUCUGUUCGACUGAGCUAAGAUCACAAGUUGGGCAGAUCAUGAAGCCUUGAGUGUAGAGAGAGAAAGAGAGAAUGGAGGAUUUGGAGAGAGGUGAGGAUGCAGGGAAGAAGUGCAGGAUCUGCCACCUGAGCCUUCUGGAAGUAGGAGGGGGAGCGGGUGAUGGACAUGGUGGUGCAAAAUAUCAGGAGGAGGAAGGGGGGACGGCCAUGGAGUUGGGAUGCAAAUGCAAGAACGACCUCGCCUUCGUUCACCAACACUGCGCAGAAGCGUGGUUCAAGAUCAAGGGGAACAAUGUGUGUGAGAUAUGUGGAUCCACAGCUAGAAAUAUGGUCACGAUCAGUGAAGAGACGGAGGUUAUUGCCAACGCAAGUGUUGCCACCGACGGCACAUCAGCUCCUGGUCCAGACCCAGUUCCGGCGCCACCAGAUGAUGCAAGACCAUUUUGGGCAGGGCAUAAGGUUCUCAACUUCUUGCUUGCUUGUAUGGUCUUUGCUUUCAUAGUUUCUUGGGUAUUCCAUUUCAGUCUUCCGAAUUAAUUUAUUUACCGGCUUUGGUUUUCAACUUGUAAUUAUCUUGGUCUUUCUAUUCAGUUCCAAUCUUGAAAGAUUGAUGAGUUGUGGCA
Nymphaea colorata (pocket water lily) is the source of this 867-nucleotide messenger RNA. RefSeq lists its product as uncharacterized. Bases 317 to 781 code for a protein of 154 amino acids. Lineage: Eukaryota; Viridiplantae; Streptophyta; Magnoliopsida; Nymphaeales; Nymphaeaceae. Gene Ontology annotation, molecular function: zinc ion binding. The transcript has 3 exons. The record is from RefSeq and is a predicted model, not a curated record.